AGCCAUUUAUUUCUUUGAAAAGGAAAUUGGUUAGUUACCCAACGCGAAGGGGAGCAUAGAACCAAAGAUGUGUAUCUCUGUGUUCAUAUGGCAAGCUCAUCCCAAGUACCCCUUCUUAAUCUUAUGCAACAGGGACCAGAAUUAUUCUCGCCCGACAUACCCCUUGGCAUGGUGGUGGGGAGAGGAAACGAUAUUGGGUGGUAAGGAUGGGCUCGGCGGUGGAACGUGGUUGGGUUCGACGAGAAAUGGCAGGAUCGCGUUUCUCACUAAUUUUAGGGAAGUUGGGACCCUUCCACACCCCAAAACUAGAGGAGAAUUGCCCCUUCUUUUCCUUCAGAGCAAUAAGAGUCCCCAGGAGUUUGCAGAGGAAGUUGUGAGAGAGGCACAUCAGUACAAUGGGUUUAACCUUGUGGUGGCCGAUAUUUCCACCUCCACCAUGGUUUAUGUGUUCAAUAGACCAGAUCGAGAUAACCCUUCUUUUUCUCUAGUGACCCCGGGAAUUCACGUGUUGGCUAAUGCAUCUCUGGAUGCUCCUUGGGCAAAGGCUAAACGGAUGCGCCAAAGUUUCGAAGAAUUGAUUGAGGAAUAUGGUGAAAGUGAUCUUCCCAUCAAAGAAAUGGUUGAGAAACUAAUGACAAACAGAGUGAAAGAUGAAGAGUGGAUGCUACCUGGAGUUCAGCCUCGUGAACGAGAACAUCCUUUGAGUGCUAUAUUUGUUGAAACAGAAUUGCCAUCGGGACUUUAUGGAACUAGAAGCUCUUCUGCCUUGUUGGUGAAAUCAAACCAAGAAGUCACCUUCUAUGAAAAAUAUCUGGACCUGAACCAGGACCCGAAGCAAUGGAAAGAUAAAAUGGUGACCUAUAAGAUCAACGAGAGAUGAUAAAAGGCAGGGAUAUUAUUGAUUUAUUUCGGCUGUUCUGCUUCAAACAUUAAAAUGGAUGCAAUACAAGCACAACUUACAAAAAGGGGAGUAAAUGUUUAAUGACUUCUGGUAGUGUGGUUUAGCCACCACUAGCACCGUUGUCCAUCUGCAUAUUUACUUUUGCCAAACCAAUCUAUAACCUCAGUUACCUAUUUCUUUUGUCGCUUUCAAUAUACUACUUGGACAUUUAUAUUUUAUUAUUGUUGUAUAGGUACAUAAAAAUAUCUAUUUACAGAGCAGUAAUAGUAGGA
This is a messenger RNA of Vigna angularis (adzuki bean), 1173 nucleotides long. RefSeq lists its product as uncharacterized. The coding region runs from base 68 to 880 and encodes 270 amino acids. The transcript is spliced from 5 exons. The record is from RefSeq and is a predicted model, not a curated record. NCBI's taxonomy places the organism in Eukaryota, Viridiplantae, Streptophyta, Magnoliopsida, Fabales, Fabaceae.